AAACAUCCCUCCACACAUCACAUUCCCUCACCGCUCUCCUCUCCACACUACGAACGGACAAACUAUGGCAACCUCUGCCGACUUCAUAAGACUCGCCCAAACCCUCCCACCGCGACUAACCCGGUUCUUCGCCCGUUACCCCCCCAACACUGCCAACGACCUCGUCAAGAACCCGUUCAAGCCGACCAUCCACCCAGUCACCAAGAAAUGGCAUAACCCCGUGUACUCGCUGCGCCGGCAGAAGGAAUUAGUGCUGCUCGCGAGAGACCAUGGUGUAGAGGAUUUGUUGCCGCCGACGGUCAAGAAGACGGCGGUGAGGGAGAAGAGGGCCCUCGAGGGGCCAAAGAUGAAGAAGAUGAUGUCACCGAAAGGGAGGGGGUGGGAGAGGACGCUCAAGGGGAGGUUGGAAAUUCGGGAGAAGGCGAUGCGUGGGAUGCCGAAUCUUAUCGAGAGGUGGAGGAAAGCUGGACAUGGAAGGGGAUGGACAGAGUGGCCGAGGUAGACACGGAUAUAUGGGUUGUGGGAUGGUGUUGUACUUUAGAGGUGAAAUUGGAUAUAUACUCUCCUUUCCUGCGGGUAAAUCGACCUUCCUUCUGGCAAUUGGCGCAGGUGCUUUUCUCGUAUCAUAGAAUUUAUUUUUUCUUGUCGCGAUACCGGUAGUAGUGAUACAAGUAUUAUGAUACGGGAUUUGGAGGCUCUGCUGCCUGCCGUGAUCGACGACGUCAACUCACCCGGCCAACCGGCGGCUCUCAUGUUCCACACACCGAACAACAACCUGAAAAGCGCGGCUAGAGAAUUCUCCAGCCUCUUCCACCUUCCUGCUAGAUCAACCAGAACUCACAGCAAUGGAUAACUACCCCCUCGAAGCUCCCCCUCCCCCUCCGUCAUCGCCGCCACCUCCGCCCCCUCCAGAUUCCACGGUACCUCCUCCACCGCCAACUGAAGAACCUCCUCCACCACCACCCGUUGAACUACCUCCCCCACCCCCGCCGAAAGUUAAGCCAAAACCAACCCCUACCCGAGGUCCUCUAUCUAUCGAAGAGAUACUAAAGAAGAAGAAAGAGGCGGAUGAAGCUGCUAAAAGGCCCAAAUUCCUGCCAAAAGUAGAACGAGAAAAGAUCGCGCUAGAAAAACGCCAGAAGGAGGUCGAAGACCGGCGGAAACGCGAAGAGACGGAACGGCGUGGUUGGUUGGAGGCUCAGAGUAAUGGAGCCCGCGGCGGCGGUGGUAGCGGCAGCAGCGGUGGUGGCGCAGGUGGUGCACGAAGAGGAGGUGGAGGUGGAGGACCACCGACUGGCCCAAGAGGGCAACGUGAGCCCCCGACUGGGCCUGCCGCUAUGAGGAAUCAGCAAGGAUUUCAGAGGGGUGGUGGUGGGAAUAGAGGUCGGGGAGGAGAUGGUGAUAUGGCGCCUCCGCCGCCACCGCCCGGAGAGAAGGGUGGUGAU
Tuber melanosporum (Perigord truffle) is the source of this 1445-nucleotide messenger RNA. RefSeq lists its product as uncharacterized. Lineage: Eukaryota; Fungi; Ascomycota; Pezizomycetes; Pezizales; Tuberaceae. The transcript has 3 exons. Gene Ontology annotation, molecular function: structural constituent of ribosome. The record is from RefSeq and is a predicted model, not a curated record. Gene Ontology annotation, cellular component: mitochondrial large ribosomal subunit. The coding region runs from base 65 to 502 and encodes 145 amino acids.